Molecule: messenger RNA, 2790 nt
Organism: Daucus carota subsp. sativus
Lineage: Eukaryota; Viridiplantae; Streptophyta; Magnoliopsida; Apiales; Apiaceae
Product: DNA replication licensing factor MCM3 homolog 2
Exons: 17
Coding region: 148-2514 (788 amino acids)
Biological process (GO): double-strand break repair via break-induced replication; mitotic DNA replication initiation; DNA strand elongation involved in DNA replication
Cellular component (GO): MCM complex; nucleus
Molecular function (GO): single-stranded DNA binding; single-stranded DNA helicase activity; ATP hydrolysis activity
Source: RefSeq, a predicted model, not a curated record
CAAACAGGAGGCACCGCGUCUUCUUACGUUCCCGCCAACAAACACCCCCAAAAAUCAUUUUAGGGCCCAAAAUCACAAAACCACAAUCUCUCUCAUCUCUCUCUCCGUUUCUCUCCCUCUUUCUCUCUGAUUUCGUGAAGUGCAGAGAUGGACAUCAGCGAGCAAGACAGGGCUGACCGCAAGAAGGAAUUCCUCAGCUUCUUCGAUCUCUAUGAGCUCAAGGACACUUUAAUGGAAGAUAUCAAAACAAUGAUUCACCACAAACGACACCGUUUAAUCAUCAAUUUCGCUCAUAUCUUUCACCACCGUGUUCAGAAAGGUCCCGACGGCUACGACUUGUCUCGCAGGUUGCUUCAAAAUCCAAGUAAUUACAUACAACCACUAUGUGAUGCUAUCACGGAAUUGGCACGUCAUGUUGAUCAUAAGUACUUGAAGGAAGGAGAGCAAGUUUUGGUUGGUUUUGAGGGCCCUUUUGUUUCUCGACGUGUUACUCCUAGAGAUCUCCUUUCCAGCUUUAUCGGUUCUAUGGUCUGUGUUGAGGGCAUUGUUACAAAAUGUUCUCUUGUGAGACCGAAAGUUGUUAAAAGUGUUCACUUCUGUCCAUCAACUGGCAGUUUUACAUCUCGCGAGUACAGAGACAUUACAUCUAAUAUGGGUUUGCCCACAGGAUCCGUCUACCCAACGAGGGAUGAAAAUGGAAACCUUUUGGUAACGGAGUAUGGAUUGUGCAAAUAUAAGGACCAUCAGACGCUAUCAAUGCAAGAAGUGCCUGAGAAAUCUGCUCCUGGUCAACUUCCACGUACAGUUGAUAUCAUUGUUGAAGACGAUCUAGUAGAUUCAUGCAAACCUGGAGAUCGUGUGGCUAUUGUUGGGAUAUAUAAAGCACUUCCUGGGAAAAGCAAGGGCGGUGUAAAUGGAGUGUUCAGAACUGUCCUUAUAGCUAACAAUGUUUUUCUACUCAACAAAGAGGCAAAUGCACCAAUUUAUACUCCUGAGGAUAUAAGCAUGAUCAAGAAGAUAGCUGACAGAGAUGACACAUUUGAACUACUUGGUAAUUCACUUGCCCCAUCUAUAUAUGGGCACUCAUGGAUAAAGAAAGCUGUGAUUCUUUUGAUGCUUGGAGGAACAGAGAAAAACCUUAAAAAUGGGACUCACUUGCGAGGUGAUAUCAACAUGAUGAUGGUUGGUGAUCCAUCAGUUGCCAAGUCACAGCUGCUUAGAGCAAUCAUGAAUAUUGCUCCAUUGGCCAUAUCAACAACUGGCCGAGGUUCUUCAGGUGUUGGGUUAACAGCUGCAGUUACAUCUGACCAAGAAACAGGAGAGAGAAGGCUGGAAGCAGGUGCAAUGGUUCUUGCUGAUCGGGGUGUUAUAUGCAUUGAUGAGUUUGAUAAGAUGAAUGAUCAAGAUCGUGUAGCUAUACAUGAAGUUAUGGAACAACAGACUGUAACAAUUGCAAAAGCUGGAAUUCAUGCAUCACUAAAUGCUCGCUGCAGUGUUGUAGCAGCGGCAAAUCCCAUAUACGGAACUUACGACCGUUCAAUAACUCCAACAAAGAACAUUGGUCUCCCUGACUCGUUGCUUUCGCGUUUUGAUUUAUUAUUUAUUGUAUUGGACCAAAUGGAUCCUGGUAUUGACCGUCAAAUCUCGGAUCAUGUCUUGCGUAUGCACCGAUUCCGUUCUGCCACUGAUGGAGGAACGGCAACAUUAGAUGGUAGUUCAAGAUAUGGAGCUGAUGAAGAAACUGAUACUGGCUCAACUGUGUUUGUCAAGUAUAAUCGAAUGUUACAUGGAAAAAAAUCGAAUAGGGCCCAGAAACGUGAUACCCUAACUAUUAAGUUUCUAAAGAAGUACAUCCACUAUGCCAAACAUCGGAUACAGCCUGACCUGACUGAUGAGGCUUCUGAUCACAUUGCAACAGCAUAUGCAGAGCUCAGAAAUGCCAGUGCAGGUGCUAAGACAGGGGGAGGUACCCUUCCAAUCACUGCCAGAACCUUGGAAACCAUUAUAAGGCUCUCUACUGCCCAUGCCAAACUUAAGUUAAGCAGACAGGUUCUGGUAUCUGAUGUUGAGGCUGCACUUAAAGUCCUUAACUUUGCCAUAUACCAUAAAGAGUUGACAGAAAUGGAAGAGCGUGAGCAGGAAAGGGAGAGGGAAUCUGAGAAUAAGCGCAAAGCUGACCAUGAUGCUGGUAGAAAUGUUAGAGCCGAUCGUGGCGGGGCCUCUGCUGGAGAUGGUUCAACAGAAGCAACGGAAGCAAUGGAAGUAGAUGAUCCAUCUGAAGGCCAGCAUGCCACUGAUAUGUCGGCGGAGAGGGAAGAAGCAUUUAAAUCAGCAUUAGGAAGGCACAUGCAUGCACAGCACUUGGAGCACAUAUCUAUCAGUGAUGUUGAGGGUGUUGUCAACAACCAGGCAGCUGCACCUUACUCCAGAGCAGAGGUUAUGCUGCUCUUAGAGAAAAUGCAGGAUGAAGGGAAAUUAAUGUUAGCCGGAGAUUUAGCAUAUUACGUACCAUAGAAUCUCUCGUUGCUGAAUUAAAAUGGGAAACAGUAGCAGCAGCCAGCACCGAAGCAGCCAAGCUUGGAGAGAUUCGGCUCAUAAAAGUUUUCAUCUUUUCAUUUUGAGAUUAACUAGCAAGUACAAACAGUCAGCUGAACUGAUAUUGGGGAAGGCAAUGCUAUGGAUAUAAUUCUGUAGCAAAACUUGUUCAAAUUCAGUAUUAUUUUUAACAUUUACAUGUAUUCAGUGCUAGAUGAAUUUUAUUUGGCGAAUUUCCAGGCAUUGACUUGCAAU